AUGUCAGGUCUGAGUAGGCCGCCUAAGACUCGAGUAGCAUCUUGUCCACUAUGCACUACUGACCUUACUAGAUCUCCUCGAGUCGACCUUCUCGACGCCGCUGGGAUUGAAGAGAUAUGUACCAAAAGCGGCAGAAACUCACUUUCAGACUUACAUGCCAAGAUUCGGAACGACUGUGAUCCCAAAAAGGAUGUCUUCGACCACAACUUAGUGCUAUACCCUGCCACUUAUAUCGUGGACCGUUACAUUUAUGUUUAUGACAUCUCAUGCUACAAACAUAGGGAGACUGGAAAUGCGUGCGACCACGUCCUUGGUGAGUGGCGCAACGAUACAGAUUCGAAGCCGAGCGAAUGCGACGACUGUAUUCUCGGGCCCAUGCAGCUGGAGGUUAACUCGCCCAUCGGCCACACCGAGGCCCGGGCCGACGAGUUCAAGACAGCCAUCUCCAGCUGCAGCGUCAAGGGCUACGCCUACACAAGCCCGUCGCCAUACGCCUCCAGUCAAACGUCCACCUCCUCCGUGUCCCCUACCAUAGUCCCACAAGACUGGUCUGCGCAACGCAUGUCGUCGGAAUGUGCCACAACAUACCGCGUCCAGGAAGGAGAUACGUGCGAAAGCAUCGCCGCCGCUCAACAAGUACCGAGCAGGGGACUCACGGAAGCCAAUGACGAGCUCGAUGGUUGGUGCGGUGGUCUCGAAGCCGGCCAGGACUUAUGCCUGCCAACCAGAUGCAAAGUACACCCAUUGAAGCCCGAAGACUCGUGUGAGUCGUUGCUUGAGGUAUAUGGCGCAACGCAGAAGAGCUUAGCAGAGUGGAACCCAAAACUGUACAUUCAAUGCGGCACCUUUAAUGUCACUACAGGCUACAUCUGCGUAGGGUAA
This is a messenger RNA of Colletotrichum graminicola M1.001, 882 nucleotides long. RefSeq names its product LysM domain-containing protein. The record is from RefSeq and is a predicted model, not a curated record. The coding region runs from base 1 to 882 and encodes 293 amino acids. NCBI's taxonomy places the organism in Eukaryota, Fungi, Ascomycota, Sordariomycetes, Glomerellales, Glomerellaceae. The transcript has 3 exons.